Molecule: messenger RNA, 1026 nt
Organism: Glycine soja
Lineage: Eukaryota; Viridiplantae; Streptophyta; Magnoliopsida; Fabales; Fabaceae
Product: CBL-interacting serine/threonine-protein kinase 9-like
Exons: 10
Coding region: 1-1026 (341 amino acids)
Biological process (GO): protein phosphorylation; signal transduction
Molecular function (GO): protein kinase activity; ATP binding
Source: RefSeq, a predicted model, not a curated record
AUGGCCGUAAUAACUCCCAGGAAGAUCUACCAACAUCCUUUCCCAAAGUGGUAUGACCCUGAUGCAACUUGCGCGUACCAUGGGAAAACCCUGGGCCACUCCACCGAAAAAUGUCUGGCCCUUAAAUACAAGGUUCAACAUUUGAUAGAUGCCGGAUGGAUGACGUUUCAAGAGGAUCGGCCCAACGUGAAAACAAACUCGCUCACCAAUCAUAGAGGGGGAGCAAUUAAUGCCGUAGAGUCGGAUAGGCCGCGCAGGUCUAAGCCUUUAAAGGAUCCAGAGAAUCUUCUUCUGGACUUAAAUGGUGUUCUGAAAGUUACAGAUUUUGGAUUGAGUACAUAUGCACAACAGGAGGAUGAACUUCUUCGAACUGCUUGUGGAAUUCCAAAUUAUGUUGCUCCUGAGGUGCUUAAUGAUAGAGGUUAUGUUGGUUCUACAUCUGAUAUCUGGUUAUGUGGAGUCAUCCUCUUUGUGCUUAUGGCCGGGUAUUUGCCCUUUGUUGAGCCAAAUCAUGCGAAACUGUACAAAAAAAUUGGCAGGGCCCAAUUUACAUGUCCAUCAUGGUUUUCUCCUAAGGCAAAGAAACUAUUGAAGCUUAUUCUUGAUCCAAACCCUCUAACAAGGAUAAAAGUUCCUGAACUUUUAAAAGAUGAAUGGUUCAAAAAAGGAUACAAACAAACAACUUUUAUAAUGGAAGAGGAUAUCAAUGUAGAUGAUGUUGCUGCUGCUUUCAAUGAUUCUAAGAAAGAUUCUAUAGAAGCUGAAAAUCUUGUGACGGAGAGAAAAGAGAAACCAGUGUCAAUGAAUGCUUUUGAGCACAUAUCUAGGUCACAAAGCUUCAACCUUGAAAAUUUGUUUGAGAAGCAGCAAGGGUCUGUUAAGAGAGAAACACAUUUUACCUCACAGCGCCCUACAAAUGAAAUCAUGUCAAAAAUUGAGGAAGUUGCCAAGCCUCUGGGAUUUAAUGUUCACAAGCGAAAUUAUAAGGGAUCAAAUCGGUUGAUGCAUAACAAUGUCAAGGACUAA